This is a messenger RNA of Ostrea edulis (European flat oyster), 4327 nucleotides long. Its product is annotated as guanine nucleotide-binding protein G(s) subunit alpha-like. Gene Ontology annotation, biological process: adenylate cyclase-activating dopamine receptor signaling pathway; sensory perception of chemical stimulus. The transcript is spliced from 11 exons. NCBI's taxonomy places the organism in Eukaryota, Metazoa, Mollusca, Bivalvia, Ostreida, Ostreidae. The record is from RefSeq and is a predicted model, not a curated record. Bases 258 to 1394 code for a protein of 378 amino acids. Gene Ontology annotation, molecular function: G protein-coupled receptor binding; G-protein beta/gamma-subunit complex binding; GTP binding. Gene Ontology annotation, cellular component: heterotrimeric G-protein complex.
GUAACCCCACCCAGUGCUGUCAAUUUGACGUAUGGUGGUCUUGAAAUGUCGGCUAGAGAGAAACAUCUAGGAGAUUUCAUGUGCAGAUUAGACAUUUCCAGCCACAUGAAUGGAUUUAUACUAGUAUAGCAAUAUCGAAGGAUAUAUAGAGUGUAUCUUGGGUGGUUGCUGGGUGUUGAUAAACCCAGGGAAUUUUUUUAAGGGUCCAGUUUGUGUUGCGACACCGACCAAACAAAAUUACGUCCUUUUCGUACAUUAUGGGAUGUUUUAAGCCGAAGGGAGGACCUGACGGCGAGGAUGACAAGAAGGCCAAGGAGGCAAAUAAAAGAAUUGAAAAGCUUUUGGCCAAAGAUAAGCAGGUUUACAAAGCAACCCAUCGUUUGCUUUUGCUAGGUGCCGGGGAAUCUGGAAAGUCAACAAUCGUAAAACAGAUGAGAAUAUUGCAUGUGAAUGGAUUCGGACCAGAUGAACGAAAGCAAAAGAUAGAGGAUAUUAAAAAGAAUAUCAGAGAUGCAAUUUUGUCAAUAGUGGGGGCCAUGGCCAGUCUUAAUCCACCUGUCCUUUUGGAAAAUCCAGAUAAUCAGUUCCGUGUGGAUUACAUGUUGAACGUAGCAAGCCAGCAAGACUUUGACUACCCAGCAGAGUUCUAUGAGCACACAGAGAUAUUGUGGAGUGACAAAGGAGUCCAAGCAUGCUAUGAGAGAUCCAACGAGUACCAGCUAAUUGACUGUGCCCAGUAUUUUCUAGACAGAGUCCAUAUAGUUAAACAGAGUGAUUACACACCCUCAGAGCAGGAUAUACUGCGGUGUCGAGUAUUAACAUCAGGAAUAUUUGAAACAAAAUUUACAGUUGACAAAGUUAAUUUUCACAUGUUUGAUGUUGGUGGUCAGAGGGAUGAACGAAGAAAAUGGAUUCAGUGUUUUAAUGAUGUGACAGCCAUUAUUUUUGUAACCGCCUGUAGUAGUUACAACCUUGUCUUACGAGAGGACCCAAGCCAAAACAGAUUGAAAGAGUCUCUCGUCCUUUUCCACAGUAUUUGGAACAACAGGUGGCUACGGAUUAUUUCUAUAAUUUUAUUCUUAAAUAAACAAGAUCUUCUAGCAGAAAAGGUUAAAGCUGGGAAAUCAAAAAUCGAAGAUUAUUUUCCAGAGUACAAGCGGUACCAAAUACCUCCAGAUGCUGUGUUAGAACAAGGAGAAGACCCAGAAGUAGCAAGAGCCAAAUAUUUCAUUCGGGAUGAAUUUCUGCGAAUAAGCACAGCCAGUGGUGAUGGAAAACAUUACUGCUAUCCCCAUUUCACAUGUGCUGUAGACACAGAAAACAUUCGGAGAGUUUUCAAUGACUGUCGAGACAUCAUUCAAAGGAUGCACCUGAGGCAGUAUGAACUCCUGUGAUCGCAAUUUAUUUUUGACUACGUGGCCUGUUAGCGGGCUUCAAGUCAAUCAUCUAAUACUGUACACUCAAAGGGUGAAGGAUCUAACCUGUGUUUACAUGUGUAUGUGAUGAGAAAUUCAUACACUGAAACAUGCAGAGGAUUCAGAAGCAGAAUCACAAGUUUAGAAAUGGGUAAUUCAUACUGAAUUCACCACCACUGAUAGGCCACGCUGACCUCAUGUUCUCAGUACAUUAAGUGCUUCAUUGUGGGAGUUUGGGAUAACAUCACCUCUCCUGUGUGUUGGAACUUCACUCCGUUGUCAUGUGACUUGGCAGAAAUAGAGAUGACAGUAUUUCAUAUCAUCACCUGAUCUGUUUUAGGUUGUCUCACAGGAAUAACACACAGUCCCUCAGUAUUUAAUCAAUUCUAGUUUUUGUUGGUUUUGUUUGUUUUUUGUUUUUGUUUGUUUUUUUUUUUGUUUUUUUUUUGUGUUUUUUCUCUCCCUUUGUUUGUUUGUCUUUUAGGGUUCUCUUUUUUCUUUUUUUUUUUCUUUCUUUUUUUUACUAUCAUCUAGGUUUUUGUAUGUUCUUAGUAAAACCCAUAAAAGGCCCACAAAAAUUGUAUUAUAGCCUUUGAGUCAUGUGCAUACCUUCUGUUUUUCAUAUUGAUCAAUAUUUAUACCAGUUCUAUUUUUCAUCUGUGUCUAUCGGUAACCUUUAGGUGGUAAUACCUUGAGGUACAAGAAAGUUGGUACAUAUUUUUUUUCUGUGAUUGUACUACAGAAGUUGACAUGUAGGGCAGUUUCAUCUUUGAUGUUGCCUUAUUUAUUUUCAGUUUUCUCAUGUAAACAAACUUCUAUAAACAAUUGUUUUCCCCUUCAGUUUAGUAGCUUUAUUUAUUGUAAUGUGAAAAACUGCCUUCCCAAGAUAAUGAAGCUCAUUUGCUGAUUAGAAAACUUGUGACUGUAUAAGUGAAUCAACAGCACUACAACUAGUGGUAUUGAGACAUUGUAAUUGUUCAACUGACUAGCAAAGGGUCAUGUGAUAUAUGUUAAAUGUUUUCAACACUUGUCUUCAUUGAAUUGUAAUGAUGCAGUGGGUCACAGGAGGUGUGGAUUGGACAGGGACAGGAACAUGACAGGAGAAGAAUCAUGCUUGCUCACUUUUGUUAAUGCUUGUUAUGCAGCUCAAAAGCCAAGAGAUGGGAACUAGGAUUGAUUAUGCAACAGCAGGAGAGAGAUGGGUAAUGAAGCUGUAUUUUUUAUGUAGAAUGCCUUAUGACGGAUUGAUUUCUGAGCCUGGCGUUUCCUGUGAUUUCAGUUGGCUGCUUGUUGCAAUUUUAUUAGGUUGUUACUAUGUCAGUUGGGGCUUGUUUGUUUUCUCUUGUUUCUGUGCAUUCAUAUUUUAUACAGUUUUUACAAAUUCUCUUGACGAGAAUUCAGCUAAAAUGAUUUUGUCAAUCUGUAUGGAAUUUUUUUUGGCAUAUUUAUUUAUUGAUUUAAUAACAGUAUUCUGGUAUAUAUUUGUCAUCCAUAUUGAGAGGCAAACCAACCAUUGUUUUAUGCCAGAAUGAUCUUAAUAAAAUAAUAUGGAUCCAUACAAUCUUUAAAAACAUGUGACAAAUCUGUAGUGCUGUUUUAACAUUUCAAGCCUCAUACUGACAUAGAUUAUUUUCAAUCAUUUUCAUCCAUGUUGAUUUGAUGCUUGUAUGAAAUAUGUAAAAAGUGUACACAAUGUCAUUUGCAUGAUUAAUGAUUUUUUAUAUAUAAAUAUAUAUAAAUAUAUAUUAUUUUUUUCUGUUCAAAGCUUCUAUAUUGAAUGUGAUGACUGGAUGGUGGUUGGUUGGUGUUUGUGGGGAGAAUGUGUUUUGUCCGUAGCUAUGUUCUGCUCCACAAUUGUUGGAUCAUAUCUAUAAAUACUUGAAAAUCCAUCCACAACCCAUCAUGAUAGUUUCUAUGGCAAUGUGAUAAUAAAUAAAUGUGUAGAGAAGGGUAUGUGUGCAUUUUUAUUUUUAUUUUUUUUAAGAUGGCAUUUCUUCUUGUAGUGGAGAUUAACAAUAUAUUCCAAGAAUAAACAUCAUGUUUUUGGGAUUGCUUUCUAUUAUUUCAGAAAUUCCUUUUUGAUAGGUAUACAGUUUCAUGACAUUUUAUUGCCAUAGACCAAAUUUCAGGUUGUAGAGAUUAAUUUCCAAAUCAAGAAGCCCAUUAUCUUCGUCAGUAUGUGGAAUUUGAAUAUUUUUAGAUAAUCCACAUCAUUUUAAAGUAUUGUAACAAUAGUUGGUCAACUGUAUUCUUAAACUGACUUUUAAAGUGAACAUAAUCUCUUCAGAUAUUUCUGUACUGCAGCUAACAUAUUUAGGCUAAUUUCAGGUUUUGUACCAUGUUAUUUUAUUCAUUAGAUCAAAUAUUAAGUUGAUUUUAAUAAGUUUGGUAUUUGUGUACAGUAUGUAGUUGUGGCCAUGCCUUGUUACACCAGUAUAAUAUAUAUCUGUUUUUAAGUAUUCUAUGCUUGAACAGGGAGGCAGGAAAUUUUGUCGUAAGGAAUUUUAACAGACCAUUUACAAGAGAAAUGAAUGGUCUGAUUUUAACAGACCCAGUAUAGAACUGGCAGGUAGCCUGAUAGAAUUGGCAGGUAGCCUGGUUUUAUGAAAGUUUACCAUGUUUUUUAAAAAGAAAAUUCAGUGUGUAUUUGGUUAAACAAUGUUGGAUAGCUCUGUGUGACAAAGUUUGCUGCUACUACUGAUUCAAGCAGUGUAUUGGAUCUUCUAAACUUUUGGACACUUGCUGCAGUAGUGAACUGAGUGGAUAGAGCAGAUGCUGUAUGUAUGAAAGGUUAUUCCAUUACUUAUGUAAAAUAGAGAGCUGGAGAAUUUUGUAGAAAAAGUGAAUUAUUACAAAAGUGGAAAAUCUUUGUAAUGAUUUCAUCUGUGACACCUAUAAAAGAUUUAAAUUAU